AUGCAGGAUCGCGAUUUGGAGCUUUUGAUCUGCGAGGCGAUCACCCCGGACGGGUGUGCGGUGAUGAAGGCGUUUUCGACGCCGAUGGGGAUGGUGGUGCCGAUGGAUCCGACCCAAACGCGGUACGUCCGGGCGGCUGUCCUGCUCUCUGGGGUGCUGGCGCGACCAUUGAGGCUGGAGCAGGUGGACCUCGCGGCGUCUUUACCGCUCAGUCUUCGCGGAAUUGCCCAGCGGGAUCUGGUGGACAUCAGUGGCGGCGCCCGAAAAGAGUACUGCGUAGUGGAAUAUCUUGGGCUUGUGCAUCCCAUGGGGAUGAUUCCCCCUGUCCUCACCAAUAUGGUGAUUUCGGCGCAGGUUUCUGUUCUGAAUGAACUUCAGCGUUAUAUUGCAGGGCACACCAUCUCCUCGGCGCGACCUUUGCUUUCACCAGCGAUGCCGAUGCGGAAGUCUGGGCAUGAAUUUAAAAACGAUUCACAUUCCCAAGCCACACCUACUGAGUCCUCCCCGUCAGUUUCCACGAAUUUGGAGAAGACUUACAGUGAUGAAGCAUCCGCGGGACUGCUGAAGGAUGCCAUGGGGACUACGUCCGAAAGUACUCCUGAUUCGCAUGAAGCUUCAAAAUUAGACGAUACCUAUCCUAAUAGUCGCAAAAGUGCUUCGACAUGUUUGCCAAUACAGAACCUUCUGCCUGGGGGAUUAUCUCCUUCCGCUACAUUAAAUUGCGAUGAGAAACUGAACAACACUGUAGCCGCUGUGGCUGAAAAUCACUCUCCUACUUCCACUGACAUAGUCCCGUCUCAGGGGGAGUCUCGUCUCCAGAGGACAUUGUCUGUGACAUCGUCUUCUAAUUUAUCGCUGCCAACUUCCACAGAUGAUUCUCAGAAAAAGGGCAAAACACGAUUCUGGAGGAAGUAUGUAAAAAAAUCUGCUAUUUCGAAGUUGUAG
This is a messenger RNA of Phytomonas sp. Hart1, 945 nucleotides long. The record is from the annotation of a GenBank genome assembly. Lineage: Eukaryota; Euglenozoa; Kinetoplastea; Trypanosomatida; Trypanosomatidae.